Humulus lupulus (European hop) is the source of this 1401-nucleotide messenger RNA. RefSeq lists its product as uncharacterized. NCBI's taxonomy places the organism in Eukaryota, Viridiplantae, Streptophyta, Magnoliopsida, Rosales, Cannabaceae. The record is from RefSeq and is a predicted model, not a curated record. Bases 126 to 1103 code for a protein of 325 amino acids. The transcript is spliced from 2 exons.
GAUGAAAUCUUGCUAUUAGAGAGUUAGCCCAAUAAUAUUAUCAUUAUAUCCAUAGUGUUCUUCAAAUCUCUCUCUAAUGCCAGACUCAACUUCCUCUUCUUUCUCUCUCUUUAUUCUCUUCCUCCAUGGCCAAAAUUCUCAAGAAACCCUUUAAUGAUGAUCAAUAUUUAUCCAAUAACAAGAGGAGAACUUCCUCUUCCUCUUCCCCUUUUCUAUGUUGUUUUGGAUAUUCCCGGAAAGUACUUUCCGAGAAAAAUUCCCCUCAAGAAAAUAUCAACCAAUCCACUCUUGAUCAUAAUGAUAUAAUGAAGAAGAAGAAGAAGCUUUCUUGGUCAUCAAGGUUUCGCAAAAAGAAUCCAACUGGCAUAAAAACGGUGCCGGUGGACUACUCAGACAAAGAUACCAAACUUCAUUGGUCGAAACCCAAGUCAAAGUCAACAGAUCGUCCCGCCAAAAGCCGUACUCCACCGUCGACUGAGAUUGAAAUUGUAGUCCCGGCCGCACCCGAUCCAACCCCAAAGGAAAAACCUCAAGAGGUUUGUGGCGGCGCGCCUCCACGAAACAGCAACCUCAAAAGUCGGAAAGCCCCAGUUUCGGUUCCAUUGCAUUUUCCAAAGGAUGACACGUGUCAAAGACGGAUUUCAUUCGGUCGGAAAAUCGAAGCCAUACGAAACGGGUCAAGCCAACCCGGUUCGCCGUCAAACGGAAAAUCCAAACUCAGUCGAACUGCCACAGUCAUGACCCGGCAACACUCGGAUAUUUUGCCCCUACCGACCCGGGAAAGACCCCGAGUGGCGCCGACGAAACGAACCGGCGCGAGGGAGACUGAACCGGCUGCUGCCCAGCGGUUCGAACCGUUGGUAGGUAUGUCAAUUUUGAUGGUGACCUUAGUGAUCAUGAUAUUGUGGGGUCGGGUCUGCGCCAUUCUUUGUACGUCUGCAUGGUUUUAUUUCGUUCCUCGGCUGAGCACCGCCGUGGGAUCCGUCGGUGGCAUGGGAAACGGGUCGGGCUCCAAGAGUUUGGAUCUUGAUUCUCAAGAGUCGAAGAAGAAGGUGGUUUUUGAAGGGUUUCUUGAAAGAAAUUAUCACAGGUUUAGCUCGUAGUAGUUAUUUCUCAACUUUUUUAAAAAAUUAUUUUAACUUUUAUUAGUGUUUUGGUUUCGAAUUGAAAAAAAAAUUAAAUAAAGAAAAGAAAGAUAGGGGUGAGCAUGUUAGUGGUUGAGUGAGUUGUUUUUGUUAAUGUGAGCCGGGCGUGGAUGGCUUGAUCUGUAAAUUUGUGUAGAAACAUGGCUAAUCUUGUCAGAUAAAUGAAAAGUCUAAAUCUUCUAGAAGUUUUUUUUUCUGUAUUUUUACAUUUCGAAAAAACAAUACGACACAAAUAAUAUUUCAAGUUUCACGUUUC